CGCGGCCGCCGGGCCGGGCCUGCGCCGCGGUGCCCGCGCCCGCGGGGCUCCGGGCCGGGCCGCCCGCCCUCCCCGCCGCCGUCGCCGUUUCCCCCGAGCCUGCGGGCGGCGCGGAGGCCGAGGAGCGCUCGUUGCAGCACAUGCUGCGCGCAAUAGCCGAGGAGCGCGGCCGCGUCAGCCUGCGCCGCGAGGUCUGCGGCCUCGGGUGCUUCAAGGACGACCGCAUUGUCUUCUGGACCUGGAUGUUCUCCACCUAUUUCAUGGAGAAAUGGGCCCCGCGCCAGGACGACAUGCUCUUCUACGUGCGCCGGAAGCUGGCGUUCGCGGGCAGCGAGGGCGCCCUGGACGGGCGGAAGCUGGUGGAGGCCGAGCCGGAGGUAGAGGUGGAGGUGUACCGGCGGGACUCCAAGAAGCUCCCGGGCCUCGGAGACCCCGACAUCGACUGGGAGGAGAGCGUCUGCCUGAACCUCAUCCUGCAGAAGCUGGACUACAUGGUGACCUGUGCUGUGUGCACGCGGGCCGACGGCGGCGACAUCCACAUCCACAGGAAGAGGUCCCAGCAAGUGUUUGCGUCCCCCAGUAAGCACCCCAUGGACAGCAAAGGGGAGGAAUCCAAGAUCAGCUACCCCAACAUCUUCUUCAUGAUCGACAGCUUCGAGGAGGUGUUCAGUGACAUGACCGUGGGGGAAGGGGAGAUGGUCUGCGUGGAGCUGGUGGCCAGUGACAAGACCAACACGUUCCAGGGGGUCAUCUUCCAGGGCUCCAUCCGCUACGAGGCGCUCAAAAAGGUGUACGACAACCGCGUGAGCGUGGCAGCCCGCAUGGCCCAGAAGAUGUCGUUCGGCUUCUACAAGUACAGCAACAUGGAGUUUGUGCGCAUGAAGGGGCCCCAGGGCAAGGGCCACGCCGAGAUGGCGGUCAGCCGUGUGUCCACUGGCGACACGUCCCCCUGUGGGACGGAAGAGGACUCUAGCCCGGCCUCGCCCAUGCACGAGCGGGUGACCUCCUUCAGCACACCCCCCACCCCCGAGCGGAACAACCGGCCUGCCUUCUUCUCCCCAUCCCUCAAGAGGAAGGGGCCCCGGAACCGGAUCGCGGAGAUGAAGAAGUCUCACUCGGCCAACGACAGCGAGGAGUUCUUCCGGGAGGACGACGGGGGAGCCGACCUGCACAAUGCCACCAACCUGAGGUCUCGCUCCCUGUCGGGCACGGGGCGCUCCCUGGUCGGGUCCUGGCUGAAGCUGAACAGAGCAGACGGGAACUUCCUUCUCUAUGCACACCUAACCUACGUCACUUUGCCGCUGCAUCGGAUUUUAACAGACAUCCUGGAAGUUCGGCAGAAGCCCAUCCUGAUGACCUAGCCGUGUGCGGAGCCCGCGCGGAGCCCCCAGCCCUGCCCAGUCCUGGGAGUGCUGCCAAGUGCCUACCUGCCCACCGCCACUGGGGUCUUCCGGGACCACCCAGCGCCGGAGCCGGAGCCAGGCGGGGCCGCCCGACUCCCGGGGCCAGGGCCGACUCCACGAACACCAGCCCAAACUGAAGUGCCUCUUCCUCGUCCCUGCUGGCCCUGCUCCGGCCCCCGCGCCCGCCCACCCGCCACCCUCAGCCUGUCUCUGGGGGAACCCUCUGCACCCCGAGGAGCAGACUCGCCAGGAGGCCGUAGGAGUGAGGGAGCGGCCGGUGGCCAGCCCGCGGACCCGCCCUCACCUCACGGCAGACAGCAGGGAGACCGCCUGGCUGGAGCCACGCCACGUGUCUAGCGCUCGAGGAGAACCGGUUUAAGAUGUGGUGACCCUGACCGGAUGAGUCAGUCCUUAUCGUCUAUUCUCCCCAGCUUGCCCCGCCGUCGUCUAGAUGGGUUUCCACAGGGAGCACGGCCGUCUGCUGGCUCUGCCCUGGGCUGGGAAUACCUCACCCCGCACCCGGCUCCAGACCGGCCCUUGUCCCGCCAGAAUGGCCUUUGCUUCCAGCCAAAGAGCAUCACCCACAUACACACACCUCCAACCUGGAGACGGCCCGUGUGCACCUCGGCUGGCGUGACCGGCACGAUUGGGGUCCUGAGGGCAGGAAGGGAGGGGUCGUACCGACAGGAGAAGGGUGGGGUCUCCUGCCGGAAGGGUGGAUGGUGCGCCGUGGGGUCGACGGUGCGCCGUGGGGUCGACGUCCUCCCAGGAAGGUUCCAGGCCGAGCCUCUGUCCUCUGGGGCCAGGGCAGGGGCUGGAGCGGCUCGUCUUCCCUGCUUCCCUGGAGCUCGUGUUUCCUUUGACUGGGUGUGCGGGUCCCACCUCUCAGGCCAGUCACUGAGGCAAAGAGGCACUGGCUUUCCGGCUGGUCAGGGCUCCUUCCAGCUCGGACGGAAGGUUUCCACCUGCGGGGAUGCGCCGUGCUCCUCUCAGAACCACGAGCCUCCCUGGGAGCGGAAACACCGCUCCUGCCAUUCCCCACGGGGUGAGCCGUCAGCGGGGUGUCUGCUGCUCUCUGCGCGUCCUCAGGGGUAUCUGAAGGGUCCCUGGGGUGCGGGUGGCGAUCCCCCUGGGGGAGGAGGGGGGAAGGAGGAGGGGCUCGCGCUCCAAGGGUUUGCUUCGAGCUCCGGGAAACAGGGGGACUCCUUUGGGGCUUCUCUAGAUUUUGUAUGCUGUUAUUAAAAGCGAGCUACUGCAUUUCAUUCUGCCUCAGUUUGCCCACCUGUGAAUGGGGCUGAUACCACCUACCUCACUGAAGUCUCCAGGGUUCCAGCGCACGACCAGGUCAGGGUGAGAUGGCCAGUCAUUCCGCAUAGCUCAGCUCAGGUGUCGGGUCAUAGGAAUGCUUUUCUGCCCCCCUGCCCCCGCCCACCCCAACCCCAUCACCUAGGCCAAGACGGGGAGCAGAGGGGUCAGGGCGAACAUUCUCGCCUUCUCUGACAGUGCCCAGCUCACCCACAUUUGGCCGCAUCUCAGCUCCUUGCAUGAUUUGACGAUCUGACGUCCCAAAGCUGCGUCUUCCAGCCCCAGAGCGCUGGAGUAGAGCUUCAGGGAGCCGGGAGCCGGGCCCAGGGUCCUGAGACGGGGGUUGAGUGUUCCUGGGCGCCUCUCCUUCCUGGUCUUCUGGGGUCUGAAGGCUCUCGGCCCCGACCUUGGGAGAAAUGCAGUCCUGACGCAUCUCCCGGGGAAGGAUGAGGUCGUUCAGCACAUGUGCAAGUGCAGGGCCCUCUCCGUUGUCAACGGCGAGGACCCCGAGGAGGGGCCUCCCGCUGGGGCCGGGAGCCAUGCCUCGUGGGGUAACUGAGGGCCAACUGCAGGAAGGUUGUGUGCGUGCUGGAGUUAGCGAUCACACCUCACCCGUAAAGCACAUGAACAGACGCACAGCAUGGUUUGGCCGUUUCAUAUCCAGCGUUGAGAUAGUCCCUGGCAUACGCAGGCACUGUGCUAGACAUGUAGAGACCAUCAUCACCCCCACCUUAGAGAUGAGGAGGCAGCCACAGAGAGGUUAGGGGAACUGCCCGAGACCGAACAGCGAGAGGACCAGCACAGCCCAGGCGCCCGGCCCCCGUGGACGCUGAGCCGCGGCCCCCGCCGCCCCAGGACGGACACAGGAGCCGAGCUUUCUCAGUCUUAAACCCUCCCCAGGGUACUUCUGACACUUGAUCCAAACACGCAUAGAGGCGUUUGGUCACUAGGCAGUAAGCCGUUACUCUGAGUUUUGCUUUUUUCAGGCCCAAAGGACAUCAGUAACAGAGUCACAGAAAGGCCUGUGACAGCUGGAACCGGCCGCCAACGUCCCCGGGCGUCUCGGUGUUGCCACACCUCACUUCCUAUAAGGCCAUCUUUCAUUUUCCAGGAACAUGCCUGACUUACGUAACAUGGAGGCGGCCAGGGCGUGUGGACAUCUCUUAAAUGGGAACUGGAAUUCAAGUCCGGGGUUCCCUUGAAGAAACCUGUAACCUCUAGGCUUUCUAAGGACGUUAUGUCUUGGUCCUGCAGUCAGACCAGGCCGCUGUCUCUGCAUCUCCCAGCACCUGAGGGGUCAGGCAGCGUUUAGUCUCCAUUCCAGUGUCUGACAGAAGGAAUUUUCAGUUGUCUGUGAAAACAACUGAGGCUUCUUACUUCAAACGGAUAUUAUUUAAAACAAAUAUCAUUUAAAACAUUAGGUAACAGAGAAGUUGUCCAAGAGAAGCAAAGUAUUCUAUAGCCAGUCAACUUGGAGAUAGCAUGGGUUUUCUGGUGAGUCAGAGCCUUGCUAACAUUUGGGCUUUUCAAGGACUGUGAGCAAAGCAUCAGAAAUCAACUAGGUUUCUACCAAAGAUGCUAAUGACAGAAAGGCAUGUUCCUGAUGUGAUUUUUUCUCCUCCAAAGACUCUAGCUAGAAUCAAACCAGGAUCUGUUUUUGCUGUUUUAAUCACAUAAACGAGUCAGUAAACAUUUUUGAAGAAUGAUGUGAAAACAUCAUUAUUUUUUUCUGUUAAAUGACAUUCCAGAGGAAGUCCCUAAGUAGUUAGUAUUGUCUAAUGACUGACAUUUGAAAAACAUUUGACAUUAUCACAAUACAGGCACUUUAAAUUGCUGCCCAAAUUUUUAAGAUUUACAGAUAAAACUGUCAACUUUUUAAUACACCUUGGUAACAGGUUCCACUCUGAGAAUUCUGUUCAGUUUUCCAGUGUAGCUGGAAUUUAGUUUCAAAAGCCAAGUGUCUUUUGACAGUACAUGGAUUAUUCCUGUUCAGGCCUUUUCUCUCCUGAGUAUCAGAAAGCAGAGCUGUUUCUCUUUGAAAGGUAUCCGCCCUAGUGGGACAGACUCCAGCAGGGAUGCUAUGCUAGCCCCAGAGCUGGAGUGAAGUGGCUUCCGGGGGCAUCAGCUGUCCUUCGGGCAGGGCUCCUCUCCGGCCAGAGUCCCGCCCCAUCCUCUUGGGAGCUGGGUGCCGGGGGCACCGCGGCUUCUUGCCCUUGUCCUUGCUCACGGGCUGACUGGGCGCUGACGUGGCCCCUGGAUGGAAAGGAGCCCUGCGGCCCUUCCUUCGUCUGAGCCCCGGGGAGAGACAGCCCCGGAGGACCCCUGGGGCACCACGCAGAAGCCAAAUCACUUGAGCACCGAGUGGCCUGGGGCUGGGUUCAGAGUCCACAGCGGGUAGAGCCUCCAAAGUGGAGGCAGCCGGCCUUUUGGAGGCGUUUGUGUUUACAGUUUUCUACCCUACCCGAGGCAGGCGGGCAUCUUUGCGGCUGCGGCUCCAGCCCUGAGCUCAGCAGAUCAAACCCACAGCGAUGCUCCAGCUCCGCUGUGGGUAACCAGUCUCUCGUUUCCCCACUUCCUGAAGGUUGGGUGAUUUAGGUGUAAAUAGUAAUCUUUUAUGGUCUCCAAACGAAUUCUAUGUGUGACGAUAUGUAAACCUGCAAAGAAAAUCCGUGGAGGUUUUUCACGACUUUGAGGCUCAAAUAAAAUGAUUUCUACAAAAUAUAUUUUAGCAGAAACACCAUGACGGCAUAUUUUGACUGUAUUAGGAUCUGUCGGUGGUAUUCGGGAUUAACCAUCUUCCACAUACAAUAGGAAUAAUUUCUAAGCAGUAAUUGUGGUUGGCUGUUAGCUGUGCUUUAUGACUUUGCAUUUCUUCUGAAAGUUGAUUUGCAUGUUGGGUAUUAUUUAUUUCUUCUCUAUUGAAUCUGUACCGUUAUUUUUUUUCUCUAAAGGGUGUUUCGGAUUAAAUAUGGAUACUACUGCAAUGUGUUAACUUACUGAUUGAAUCUUAAUUUUUUCCCCCAGAGAUGUCUUAACCUCUGUAGCUUUCAUACAAGUUACUCUAUUGAAUGACAAGAAGGCAUGCCCUGGCUUUGGCGGGCCUGGGAGUUAGCCGGGAGGUCUGGAGGCCAGCAGGUGGAAUGUGCUCAGAUGCUGUAUUUGCAGAAUGAAAUCAUAGAUAUGCUGCAGGUUCGGCUUUCGGCCCCUAUACAGCAAAAUAUAGUCUUUCAGCUAUACUGUAAAAUUCCCCAAGCUUUUGCUAGAGAACUUCUUAAAAGGCCCUCAGAGAAGUGGGAAAAAGACUGGAAUAAAAGUCAGGAGUCUCAAGUUCAAAUGCUGGCAGGUUCCCAACAAGCUACUGGUCUUACGGAAGAUGGUUUUUGGCUCUGUUGCCUCCUAGCCUGUAGCUGUCAGGUCGACACUGAGAACGUUCACAGCCCCCGCAGGCCAACUCCGCCAGCAGGGUCUGCAGAAGGAAACCGCUCAGGUGGUGGGCUGUUUCCAUGGGUAGGUGAUCUUCGAUGUCAUCAGGUGAUGGGCAGAAGGUCCAAGACACCACAGAAAGUUACAACAAAAGGUGGGGUGUGGGGGGGGGGGGGGGUCGGGAGGAACACAUACAAUCAGGAAAUGGGAUCAUCAC
This is a messenger RNA of Cervus elaphus (red deer), 6348 nucleotides long. Its product is annotated as KIAA0930 ortholog. The record is from RefSeq and is a predicted model, not a curated record. Lineage: Eukaryota; Metazoa; Chordata; Mammalia; Artiodactyla; Cervidae. The transcript has 10 exons. The coding region runs from base 141 to 1361 and encodes 406 amino acids.